AUGAUUACGCUGAAGUUCGUCAAGGGGAAACCCCUUUAUCGCUUGAUGAGUUGGUGUUGUUGUAUAGCCUUCGGGCUGUACGGGUACGAUGCGGGGGUUCUGGGUGGUGUACAAGAAACAAAACCCUUCCUCGAUGCGCUCGGUAACCCCACUGGGGCCUAUAUCAUCCCAUUGGUUGCCUCUAGUUAUACGUUAGCUGCGACAGUCUGCUCUCUCUUGGUUUCCCUUAUCGGCAUGCCCGUCGGUCGGCGUGGUUGCAUUCUGCUUGGUGACAUCCUUGUUGUCGUGGGAGGUAUUCUACAGGCUACGUCUUGGUCGGUCGCACAAAUUAUUCUUGGUCGGGUGAUAUGCGGUUUCGGAAUAGGGUUCAUUUCCUGCGCUGUUCCAACAUACAUGGCGGAGAUGAGUAUUGAAAUCAAAAAACGCGGCCCGGAGGUAGCUGUACAAUGCAUAUUCCUUAUUGGGGGAUGUGCCGUGGCCUACUGGGUUGACUUCGGAUUCACUCGAAUGAACAACCAACUGUCAUGGCGAUUGCCUAUUGCUUUGCAAUCACUUUUUGCCUUAGUCUCAGGGUCUUUCAUGUUUCUGCUGCCCGAUACUCCACGAUGGUACUACGCACGUGCCCGACAUGAAGAGGGUGACGACGUUCUUUCUCGUCUUCAUGACCGUCCACUCUCGCAUCCUGCCGUUCAGCACAUGCGGCAUGAGAUUCUCGACUCUCUCAAGUUGGAAGAAGAACAAACCAAUCAGUUCAGGGUUCUGGAUCUAUUUUGGGAUCGUAGUAACCUCAAGACUGGCAGACGAAUUCGUAUCGCGUUUAUGAUCCUCGCCCUGCAGCAAAUGAUGGGGAUCAACAUUUCUGUGUACUACGCGACGAUCAUCAUUAGCCAAGCAGGCGUCUCCCCGUUCCUUGCGCAACUCUUGGCUGCGGUAAUGACCACGGUCUUUGCUCUCGGCGCAACCCUUCUUCCUUCUACUAUUGAACGCGUUGGCCGCCGCGCAGUUCUUAUAUAUUCAGCUGCGGCGAUGACGGUCUGCCUUGCAAUUUUCGUUGCAAUGAUCGGGUCAUCCAACCCAACUUUGGCGAAGCAGUGGACCGCCAUUGCCUUCAUUUUCAUAUAUAACUUCAUCUUCGGUUAUGGCUGGAUUGGUGUAUGCUGGUUAUACGGGCCCGAGAUUGCCCCUUUGAAGUACCGGCACGUUGCAGGUGCGGCAUCGGCUUUUGGUGAAUGGCUAUUUUCAUUCAUCACCGUAUUUGCUGGGGGUAUUGGCCUCCAGACCGUCGGCUGGAAGAUGUGGAUUUGGUGUGUCCUCUCUUGCGCUGUGGCAGUGGUCUUCGUUUAUUUCAUGUGCCCAGAGACUACAGGAAAAAGCCUCGAAGAGAUCGAUUUAAUUUUCAAGAGUGACUCUGAUGAAAUGCCUGGUGCGAUUGCCAGCGAAGAUACUGUGACAUCCGAGAAGAUUCACAAUAACGAGCUGUUCUAUUCGGGACUGUUGCGUGAGCCCCUUGCGUCGGGACCACGAUAUUCCGUGCUGAACAUCGCACACAAUUAUCGCCUGGCCUUCCCCUCCCUCGAAAAGAACAUCGCCGUUUCGAAGGAGAGCCGGGCUCUCUCCGCGACGGUUUCUUCAAGAGUUCCUUUUACGAUGGUGCGUCAUAGUUCGGCGGCCCCCAGUCUAACCCCUGGGGGACAGACCACCCUGGGCUCCUCGAUCUAUCCGGCAGAGUAUAUAUGGAAUUCCCUCUCCGACUCCCAGCGGGACUCAUUCAUCUCUACCGUUUUCGCGUCCCUUGUUGCGGGCGACGGGCAGCGCAAGCGCCCACGUAUAGAUCUCACUACGGAGGAGGAUGCCGACCAUGGUAGGGUCCCGUCUCUUGUUUUGCCUAUCCUCCCCCGCUUCCCUGGCCUCGACCGUGCUGCAAUCAUAGCCGUCUUCGAGCACACCUUCCGCCCAAAGAAGGACCUCAUAAAACUGCGUAGCCCCGAGUUUAAAGUCUCGGCACUGGAUGGCGAGUCUUUCGACUUAAAAUCUACUUCAUCUGGCCUGCAAUUGCGUUAG
Penicillium cataractarum is the source of this 2061-nucleotide messenger RNA. RefSeq names its product sugar porter family MFS transporter. Gene Ontology annotation, molecular function: carbohydrate:proton symporter activity. The transcript has 12 exons. Gene Ontology annotation, cellular component: membrane. The record is from RefSeq and is a predicted model, not a curated record. Lineage: Eukaryota; Fungi; Ascomycota; Eurotiomycetes; Eurotiales; Aspergillaceae. Bases 1 to 2061 code for a protein of 686 amino acids. Gene Ontology annotation, biological process: transmembrane transport; carbohydrate transport.